AUGAACGUGCCAAAUGAGCAAGAUAAGCUUGUAAAUGAGGAACAUGGUUUGGGAGAAGUAUUUGUUCCAUCUCAAGUUGUAAAGAAUUUUAAUGAAAUGGUAUCUGAUCGAAAUGUAAAAAUAAAUUGGUAAAAUAAUAGCUUCAGUUACCAUCUGAUCGAUCAGCUAAACGUUCAUCAGAUAAUUAAGGAUAAAACUAGGCUCCUUUAGUAUAUGAUAAUUAAUAUUAGUUAACUGAUAAAUAGAAUGCUUAGCCAUUAAUUAGAAAGUUAGAACCACCCUAAGAUGAAUUGAAAAAAUUAAAUAAAUAAAUGAUUGGAUCUAAUCAUCAUAGUUAGGAUGAUAUAUCUAUUAAGAGUUCAGGAGGAGCAUAGUCUCCAACUUAAUGUAAUUUAUGAUUAAUUAUAUGGCAGAGGCAACACAUAGACGACUAAAAAGAAUGAAUAGUAAAUUGAAGAAUAGACAUAAUGUUUAGAAAUAAUAAUCUGAUUUGGCUAAGAAGAUUUUAAAAAUUACUGAAAGCACUCCAUUUUCAAUAAUGAUGGCUAUAGUUACGAUUUAUGCACUCUUUGGAGAUGAUAUACGCAUACUGUCAGUUGAUAAAUAAGGUGAUGAUGUAUUCUUUGUCUUAACAGUCAUUUGUAUGGUUGCAUUUUUAGCUGAAAUAAUUCUCACUAGUAUUUGUAAACCAGAAUAUAUCUUUAAUGUAAGAAUUAUAAUAAGAUUUAGUUUUAUUUUGUUUUGGAUGUAAUAUCUACAAUUACUAUGAUAUUGGAUUUAGGAUGGAUUACUGAUACUUGGUAUUCAGGUGAUCUUUCUAGUGCAGCCUAAAUUAAAUCUAUUGGAACUGCUUCUAGAGCUGCUAGAAAGGCAGCGAGAGUUAUAAGAGUUAUUAGGUUAGUGAGAUUAGUAAAGUUAUAUAAGCAUGCUAGGUAAUAAAUGGAAAAAGAAUAAUAAAGAAAGUUACUUUAAGAUUUACUAAGAUAAGUUUAAUAAAAUAAAAGUUAAGAUUAAUAAAUACCAUAAUAAUAAGUUUCGUCUCAUAAAUAAGUACUUCCUAUUGUAUCAAAUAAUGAUGAAUAAAGGGGAUCUUAAAAUGAUAUUGAAUCUGCAAGAACUCCUGAUAAGAAUUCUAUGUAAUCCAGUUCUCAUAUAAAAACAUCUUAAACAAAUUCUGAAGAUUAAAUAAAAGAAUCUGUAGUUGGAGCUUAACUUUCAGAUUUAGUAAUGAGAAGAGUUAUCACUAUAAUUUUAGCAAUCCUUAUAAGUAUUCCAGUUCUUUCAUUGGAAACCUAUUAAGAAAUGAUUAGUAGUUAUGACUCAGGAAUAUAUAGAAUCUAUCAAUUUAGAGACAACGAACAAAUGAUGAAGUCUCUUCUUUAUUAAUAUGCUUAAUUUCAUGUGUCUGAGAUAUUUCCAAUUUAUAGUGUGGAUGUUAAAUUGGUCGGUGAUUCAAAUUCUAAAUUACAUGAAUGGAGUUUUAGCACAAAUCCUGAGAUUUUUGAAUAGCCUGCAUAUGAAACAAAAAAUCAAUACAGAUUUUCUGAUCUUUAAUAUUAUGUUAAAUCAGAAGGAUCAGAUUUAUAAAGUUAUGCAGCAGCUGAUUUAGUAGUGUACAAUUAAACAAAUGCUAUUUUGUCAAUCUUUUAAACUGUUUUUGUUUGUAUCGUAUUAGCAGUUUCAGCCCUAAUGUUCAGUAAAGAUGUUUCAGACUUAGUAAUUGAUCCUAUUGAGGCUAUGAUGCAUAAGAUUGAAACAAUUGCAGCCAAUCCUUUAGAAGCAGUAAAUAUUGAAGAAUAAGAAGAUUUAAUUAUGGAAGAAUUAGAAAAAUAAUAAGAUGUAGAAAAAUUAAAAUAAAAAGAACUUGAGAAACAUAUGGAAACCUAUGUUUUAUAGAGAUUAAUAAUGAAAGUAGGAGCAUUAUUAGCUGUUGGUUUUGGUGAAGCAGGUUCUGAAAUUAUAGCUGAAAAUAUAAAAAAAGGUGGAAGUGUUGAUCCUAUGAUACCUGGAAAGAAAAUAUUGGCCAUUUUUGGUUUUUGUGAUAUUAGAAAUUUUACUGAUGUAAUAUUUGUUAUUAAUUUUAGGCUACAGAAGUCUUGUAAUAAGGUGUUAUGGUAUUUGUAAAUGAAAUAGCUGAAAUUGUACAUUCAACAGUUGAUUCUAUGAGUGGAUCUGCUAAUAAAAAUAUUGGAGAUGCUUUUUUAUUAGUUUGGAAAUAUUCUCCAAAUGAUUAUCAUCCAGAUCCUGAUAAUCCAAAAAAUUUGAAGUUAAAGAGUGAUAAAUAUAUAAAAUAAAAAGGAGACAUGGCAGUUUUAGCAUUUUUGAAAAUAAUUACAGCAAUCUCGAUUUCUAAAAAAUUAGAAAAAUAUAAAAAACAUGAAGGUUUAAAUGCAAGAAUGAAAGAUUAUUCAGUUAAAAUGGGAUUUGGUUUACAUAUGGGAUGGGGUAUUGAAGGUGCUAUAGGAUCUGGUUUUAAAAUAGAUGCUUCUUAUCUUAGUCCUAAUGUUAAUAUGGCAUCUAGAUUAGAAGCAGCUACAAAAUAAUUUGGAGCACUUAUUUUAGUUAGUGGAAUUUUAAAAUAAUAUCUCACUGAAGAAUGUUAAAAAUAAAUGAGAAUGAUUGAUAUUGUUACUGUCAAAGGAAGUAUUGUACCUUUAGGUAUUGUUCUAUAUAAAUAAUAAAAGAAUUACACACUGUUGAUAUGUCAAUUAAGAAUUUACAAUCAAAAAUAAAAGGAUUAAGAGAUAGAUUUGAUGUAUCUUAAAUGACCCAAAAAGAAUCAAAAAAAUUUAGAGUUUUAAAUAGAUUUAAAAGGGAAGAUUUGAUGAAAAAAGUUUAAAAUAAUUAAGUUUCUGUGACUGAUCUAUUUUCUACUGAUGAUGAAUUAGCUGCAGCAAGAGAACCUUAUACCUAAGUAUUUUUAUUAAUCUAAAUGUUAGGUAUUUUAUGAAACUUGGAAACAAGGAUUUGAUUAAUAUAUAAAAGGAUCUUGGAAUGAAGCUUAAUAAACAUUUUAAAAAACUUUAGUAAUAUUAUCAAUUAUUAAAUUUUAUAGACUAUGAUACCUGAACACAAAGAUGGACCUUCAAAUACACUUUUAGAAGUUAUUCAUUCAUGUGGAGGAAAAGCUCCUAAAGAUUGGAAGGGGUUUAGAGAAUUAACAGAAAAAUGA
Molecule: messenger RNA, 3172 nt
Organism: Paramecium sonneborni
Lineage: Eukaryota; Ciliophora; Oligohymenophorea; Peniculida; Parameciidae
Source: the annotation of a GenBank genome assembly